Molecule: messenger RNA, 1901 nt
Organism: Sorghum bicolor (sorghum)
Lineage: Eukaryota; Viridiplantae; Streptophyta; Magnoliopsida; Poales; Poaceae
Product: probable folate-biopterin transporter 7
Exons: 3
Coding region: 243-1577 (444 amino acids)
Cellular component (GO): membrane
Source: RefSeq, a predicted model, not a curated record
AUGCUCGUCCAUAUCAUACCGCUCACCCAACAUGCUCGGCCGCGGCGCUCCUGGCACUCCACCUUUCUCGACCUCCCAACGCGUGCUCACCUCCCCCCUGCAUCGUGGAUCCGCUGCACCAAUAAUCAAAUUCCGAGCCCAAGUGACGGGAUCAAGAUUUGGAUUUUUGAACCCGGACGACGGGAAGAGGAAGAGGAAGAGGAAGAGGAAGAGGAGGAGGAGGAGGAGGAGGAGGCCUAGUCAUGGAGAAGGAGGAGAAGCAGGAGCUGGAGGGUGCUGCUGCUGCGGCGGCCGCGGCGAGGCGGCGGCUGGUGAUCGGGGUGGGGUUCUGGGUGCAGGGCUUCCGGCUCUUCCCGUGGCUGGGCGUCAAUUUCUUCCUCAAGGACGGCAUGGGCGUCGCCGCCUCCUCGCUGCAGAUCCUCCAGGCCUCCGCCAACCUACCCAUGGUCGCCAAGCCGCUCCUUGGCCUCCUGUCCGAUGCCGUCCCCAUACGCGGCCAUCGACGCCUGCCCUACGUCGCCAUCGGCGCUCUCUUGCAGGCAAUUUCAUGGCUAGCAAUUGCACUUUGGCAAGAUAUCUCUCUUCAGGUUCUUACCAUUUUUCUCCUCUUGAGCAACUUUGGUGCUUCCAUAUGUGAGGUUGCCAAUGAUGCCAUUGUGGCGGAGGCUGGGAAGAUAGUGACCUCUUCCUCAGGAUCAGGUCAGCUUCAAUCGUUUGCUUGGAUGUUCGGCUCUUCUGCUGGUGCUUUAGGAAACCUCCUUGGAGGCAUUGCACUCAGCUAUUUUUCUCCCAAAAUCAUGUUUCUGUUUUUCGCAAUCCUUCUCCUGCUCCAGUUCUUCACAACCGUGGCUAUACCUGAGAGCUCUCUCAAACUCCCAAAGGCAGCUACUCCUAGCAAUCUAUCAGCACUCACCAGCAUCCGUAAGCAAGUCAAAGAGCUGUCAUGUGCCCUAUCUAUGCCUGAAAUGUUUUGGUCAAUCAUAUGGUUUACAGUGUCUUAUGCCGUCAUACCUUUUCUACUUGGGACCAUGUUCUUCUAUCAGACUGAAGUGUUAAGACUAGACUCAUCAGUUAUUGGCUUAUCAAAGGUGUUUGGGCAAGUGGCUCUCUUGGCUUGGAGCAUGUCAUACAACAAGUACUUCAAAACAAUGUCCGCACGGAAGGUCCUAUCAGUUCUGCAGUUUGUCACAGCACUCAUAAUGUUGUCAGAUGUGUUAUUCGUUCAGGGAAUAUACAGGAAGGUCGGAAUACCAGACUCCAUAUACACGAUUGUCUUCUCCGGGUUGCUCGAGGGUCUUAUGUUUUUCAAGGUUCUGCCCUUCAGUGUUCUUAUUGCAAAACUUUGCCCUGCUGGAUGUGAGGGAUCGGUAAUGGCCUUUGUCAUGUCUGCACUUGCCCUUGCCACUAUCGUCAGUGGCUAUCUUGGAGUUGCUCUUGCUGCCUUCAUGGGAGUAUCUGGAGAUGAUUUCUCAGCACUGCCAGCUUGCCUGUUGAUUGAGGCUGUGUGCACAAUACUGCCACUAUGUUGCUCGUCUUUGAUCAAAGAGAGGAGAGAAAAGGAGAAGAAAGAAGAGUAGAAUACAUAUAUAUUAUCUGGAGAUGAUGUAACGCUCACUGUUGGGCUUUACCCUCAUCCUUUUUGGUCUCAUUUCAGUUUCAUUAUGUGAUCAUAGCAUGGAGAAACAAAAUAGGAGAAGAUUGGAUUUGUCCAGUGUUAACACCUCUAAGGCUUCUCAAGAACUAUCAUCAAACGAGCAUAUAUGUACAUACAUACAUGCGUGCCACGACCAUUCUUCUACAGAUUUAGUAUUACUUUAUGUAACUAGUUAUGUCGUUUUAUGUAAUGGUUUGCCUGUUACAUGUGUUUUAUAUGGACAGUUUCAUUUGCUUACACUGCCUCA